Trichobilharzia szidati is the source of this 6706-nucleotide messenger RNA. The record is from the annotation of a GenBank genome assembly. Lineage: Eukaryota; Metazoa; Platyhelminthes; Trematoda; Strigeidida; Schistosomatidae.
UACACCACACUACGCAUGGAUAUUACACUACUACUAUUACAUCUAUUAUUGAUCUGCGAUCAUUUUAAUGCUUGAUCAUCAUCAACCAGUGAAUAAUAUAAAACGCUUUAAUUGUCUUUCAACAUCAAAACAUCAAAAUCAAUCAAAAAUAAUAACCAAUGUUACUGUGAUUAAAGCAAAAGAGAAAAAUACGACGUCUUUAAGUUUGAGUACAAAUAAUAUUUGUGAUAUAGAAGCUUCUUCUACUUCUUAUAUUAUGGAUAAAUGUAAUAUGCAAAAUAUGCAUAAUCCUGGUGACGAUGCUGUUGUCUACUCUUCACUGACUGCAAUAUCCUGUGAUAAUACUUCGUCACAAUUGUUAAACAACAACAGCAACUCUAACAACAAUACGGAUAAUUCAGACUAUGGAAGCCUGUCUUUACCAUCGACGAAUUCACGAUCAUAUGCUAAACAAUUUAUUGAUUUAUUUCCAGUUCUGAUGACAAAAAAGAAGGCAUUGAAUUAUUUUCAGAAAACUUCAUCCUCGAUUACAUUGACAGAAUCUUCACGGAAUCAUUAUAAUGACUUAUGGGUUGGUUCAUUGAAUAGUAGUAAUAAUAGUAUUAAUAAUAAUAAUACUAACACUUGUGGCAGUACUGGAGUUGCUGCAGAUCAACGACAUUUACCCCAACUACGUAUUCGUGCACGUUAUCAAUCACUUGGAAUACUACCGUUGUGCAAUUAUUGGCCGCUGAGAACACUUAUAUUGAGUCAUAGUUUAUUACUUACGAAAUGGUUAGAAUCUUUAUUAUCUGUAAAAUUCAAAGAAGAGAUUGCCAAUUCUCUGGUUUGUUUACAUGAACACAAUAAUACACUGAUCGAUUUUCUAACUAAUCUUGUUGUACGAGAAGUUUCUAAUCUCGAAAAUGACUCAAUGGCGUUUCGAUCGAAUACAAUGGCAACAAAAGCUGUUGAAUGUUAUGUUAAAUUUGUUGGUUCAUCGUAUCUUCAUCAAUUACUGCAUCUUUUUAUUCAACGUGUAUUAACUUGUUUCACAUUAUGGGAAGUUGAUCCUGAUAAAUUGACAGCAACACAAUGUAUGACUGGUUCACUGACUGCAUCAGAUACUACUGCAUUUGCUCUGUCUCCUGUGAAUAUGUUAAAGUCUUUUAAACCAAUUAUACCGGGAAGUUUAAUAAGCAAUCAGAUUAUACUACUGCGAUACUUUGAUGCUGUUUGGCGUGCUAUACAAUCAAGUUUAAAUUAUUUUCCAAGGUGGUUGAAAACACAUUUCUUUUGCUUAACCUUUGAAUAUCUUCAUCAAUUACUGCAUCUUUUCAUUCAACGUGUAUUAACUUGUUUCACAUUAUGGGAAGUUGAUCCUGAAAAAUUGACAGCAACACAAUGUAUGACUGGUUCGCUGACUGCAUCAGAUACUACUGCAUUUGCUCUGUCUCCUGUCAAUAUGUUAAAGUCUUUUAAACCAAUUAUACCGGGAAGUUUAAUAAGCAAUCAGAUAAUACUGUUACGAUACUUUGAUGCUGUUUGGCGUGCUAUACAAUCAAGUUUAAAUUAUUUUCCAAGUGUACUCAUUGACUUGUUCAGUUCAUUUCGUAGAGUUUUGGAGAAAUCCCGUGGAUCAGAAUUCUGUGAUAAUUUAAUCUCUAGUUGUAUAUUUCUACGCUUAAUAUGUCCAGCACUCCUAUCACCAUCAUUAUUUGGAUUGAUUAGUGCAUUUCCUAGUGAACCAGCUUGUCAGCGUAAUCUCACGUUGUUGGCGAAAUCAUUACAGACAUUGGCUAAUUUUAGUACUUUCGAUGAUAAAGAACCAUAUAUGAGAUUUUUAAACGGUUAUGUCACCUCUCAAUUGUCUUCCAUGCGUUCAUUCAUUCGAUCAAUAUCAACUUCGUUAAAUAAUGAUCACACUAUCGAUAAGGUGAAUAUUGUUCACGGCUCUGAUACUAAUAUUGAAGCUACUACUGGUAUCAGUAAUGCUGUGUCUGACUCUCUGUCAACUACAAACGCCGAUCAAAUGAGAUCCACCCUAACUACAACCUCAACAACAACAGCGAAGGCAACAUCACAGAAUAACAUUAAAGAUACAAUUGAUGAAAGUUGUGAAUUAGCCAAUUUGCAUGUUAUACUAUCAGAUGUUAUAUUCCGUGAUACAUUGACAACUCCUUCAGUGACCAUUACCAAUAAUACUCAUACUAAUACUAAUGCUAAUACCACUGCUCCUGCUGUGAAUACUAACAAUGGACACAAUGGUAUAACAACAGAUGCACACGAGGUCAAUUCAAGUACUCAAGGAAUAGUUUCACCAAUUUUCCUUUAUCUUCAUCAAUUACUGCACCUUUUUAUUCAACGUGUAUUAACUUGUUUCACAUUAUGGGAAGUUGAUCCUGAUAAAUUGACAGCGACACAAUGUAUGACUGGUUCACUGACUGCAUCAGAUACUACUGCAUUUGCUCUAACUCCUGUCAAUAUGUUAAAGUCUUUUAAACCAAUUAUACCUGGGAGUUUAAUAAGCAAUCAGAUAAUACUACUGCGAUACUUUGAUGCUGUUUGGCGUGCUAUACAAUCAAGUUUAAAUUAUUUUCCCAGUGUCCUCAUUGAGUUGUUCAGUUCAUUUCGUACAGUUUUGGAGAAAUCCCGUGGAUCAGAAUUCUGUGAUAAUUUAAUCUCUAGUUGUAUAUUUCUACGCUUGAUAUGUCCAGCACUCCUAUCACCAUCAUUAUUUGGAUUGAUUAGUGCAUUUCCUAGUGAACCAGCUUGUCAACGUAAUCUCACGUUGUUGGCGAAAUCAUUACAGACACUGGCCAAUUUCAGUACUUUCGAUGAUAAAGAACCAUAUAUGAGAUUUUUAAACGGUUAUGUCACCUCUCAAUUGUCUUCCAUGCGUUCAUUUAUUCGAUCAAUAUCAACCUCGUUAAAUAAUGAUCACACUAUCGAUAAGGUGAAUAUUGUUCACGGCUCUGAUACUAAUAUUGAAGCUACUACUGGCAUCAGUAAUGCUGUGUCUGACUCUCUGUCAACUACAAACGCUGAUCAAACGAGAUCCACCCUAACUGCAACACUAUCAACCUCAACAACAGCAACAACAGCGAAGGCAACAUCACAGAAUAACAUUAAAGAUACAAUUGAUGAAAGCUGUGAAUUAGCCAAUUUGCAUGUUAUACUAUCAGAUGUUAUAUUCCGUGAUUCAUUGAUAACUCCUUCAGUGACCAUCACCUAUAAUACUCAUACUAAUACUAAUGCUAAUACCACUGCUCCUGAUGUGAAUACUACGAAUGGACACAAUGGUAUAACAACAGAUGCACACGAGGUCAAUUCAAGUACUCAAGGAAUAGUUUCACCAAUUUUCCUUAAACCUGUUUGCCCUACCAUUGUAACCAGUUUACCAGAAGAAUUAUGCUCACUACCAAGGAUACUGGAUGAUAUUUCACGGGCUUUACAACAGAUCACAUCCAGUGAAUGUAAACAGUAUGACAAGACAACAACAGUCAAUCAUACACACACAAUUCUGAUGAAUACUAAUGAUCAAUACAACAGUUUAUUACACCAUCGAAAAGGCGGUAGUAGUAGCAGUGUUAUGCAGUCAAAUAUUUCACCGUCUUCAUCGAGUCCUAAGCAUCAUAAGAGUAAAAAGUUUGUUAGUGACAGAGAACAACCAUCCUCAUCAUCCUUGAGUCCAGUUCAUCAUAUUCAUCAUCAUUCUCAUCAGCAUACAUCAGUUGCUGCUGGUGGGGGUAAUACACCCUACUAUACUGUGCAUUAUAAUCCAGGUUUUCAUAAUCCUGACAGCUGUUGUAAAGUUGGACUGAACAAUAAUAACGCCACCAACACCGCCACCACAACCACGAACAGCACUGGCUUACUUUUACCACAAUUAAAACAGUCAGCCUCGCUAACCGGUCUACCGUCAUCAGAUGUAUCACGCUCGAAUCCAAAUGAUUAUGAUGAACCGUAUAUGAGUCCUGAAAGUGAUUGUGAUGAUAUACAUGAAACCGGUGUCAACUCAGAUCAUGAAGUGAUCAGUAAAAAGGCACAAACAAUCAGUAGUAGUUGUAUUACAUCAAAACCUGUUUGCCCUACUAUUGUAACCAGUUUACCCGAGGAAUUAUGCUCACUACCAAGGAUACUGGAUGAUAUUUCACGGGCUUUACAACAGAUCACAUCCAAUGAAUGUAAACAGUAUGAUAAAACAACAUCAGUCAGUCAUACACAUACAAUUGUAAUGAAUACUAACAAUCAUUACAACAGUUUAUCACACCAUCAAAAAGGCGGUAGUAGUAGUAGUAUAAUGCAGUCAAAUAUUUCACCGUCUUCAUCGAGUCCUAAGCAUCAUAAGAGUAAAAAGUUUGAUCAUGACAGAGAACAACCAUCAUCAUCAUCAUCAUCUCUGAGUCCAGUUCAUCAUUCUCAUCAGUAUACAUCAGUUGCUGGUGGUGGGAAUACAUCCUACUAUACAGUGCAUUAUAAUCCAGGUUUUCAUAAUCCUGUUAGCUGUUGUAAAGUUGGACUGAACAAUAAUAACGCCACCAACACCACCACCACAACCACGAACAGCAGCACUGGCUUACUCUUACCACAAUUGAAACAGUCAGCCUCGCUAACUGGUCUACCGUCCUCAGAUGUAUCCCAGUCGAAUCCAAAUGAUUAUGAUGAACCGUAUAUGAGUCCUGAAAGUGAUUGUGAUGAUAUACAUGAAACCGGUGUCAACUCAGAUCAUGAAGUGAUCAGUAAGAAGGCACAAACAAUCAGUAGUAGUUGUAUUACAUCAACUUUUCAGUCAUACUCCUCGUCAUUAUCGAUUGCAAACAACAGUAGCCUGACAACAAACUACAACGUCAACAACAACAAGACGAAUGGCUAUUCAUCAAAAGAUAAGAAGAUCUAUGAUCAUAAAUCAAUAAGUUUGGAUAAAUUAAAUAAUUCUGAUAAUGAACAUAUUUACGAUAUGGUACCAUUAUCUUCAUCGUCGGCAUCAUCACCCUCGGCAUCACCAUCAUCACCUUCGGCAUCGCCAUCACGUGAAGCAUUACACCACAGGAAUGGAGUAAACAUGGCGAAUGAUUCAUAUAUCCAUCAACCAGAUCAAGUAUGUAAUUGUAACAAUGAUUCAACCCUGACAUCAAUGAACCAUGUAACAUUGAACAUUGAAAAAGAUAAUGAUUCAAUGAUUCAAACAAAAACUGGCGGCGACGCGGUAAAUUCAAAUAUUAUUAUUGAACAAACGCCUACUUCACUAUCGUCAUCAUCAUUAACCGCCUUGUCGAAUAAAAUAACAACAUCCAAUGAAAAUGUACAAUAUAACCAUCAUCAUCAUCAUCAUCAUCACGGUGAUGAACCUGAUGUUGUUGUUGAUGACGAAAUCAAUAAAUUCAAUCAACGAAAUGUCUGCAAAAGUAUUUCGCCUAAAUUAUUUCUUAAAAAACAAGUGACAACAGCCAACGUGAUCUUAACAAAACCUAAUGUUAUGUCGUCUUCAUCAAUUGAUACAACGAAAAUAUCAAAAUUGACGGCGACAACAACAACACAUUUUCGAUCGAAUAGCAGUAGUCGUGAAAAUAUGUUCGACAGUAAUAAUAAUAUCAAUGGUGAUCACUUUUCAUUUGGUGCGUCGAAUACUGUCCAGGUGAAUCUUACGCCUCAUUCUCCAACUCAUAAAGUCUAUAAUACUAAUCCUAAUAAUAAUAUUAAUAAUACUGAUAAUCCUGUUGAUAAUUUCAUCUGUCGUCGUCAACAUACCCAUCGGAAAAAUGCUUCCUCUGAAGAAUUGUACAGUUAUACACAUUCAGAGAAUAGUAAUUAUGAUAUGCAUGACACUGCUGCUGUUGUUGUUGAUGAUGAUGUUGAUGUUGAUGAAGAAGAAGAGAAUUCCACCACAUCGACCACAGUGAUGAAUUCAAUGAAGAAACCUAACAGAAAACAACCGUCAGAAUUAGCUGUCGAAAUAGCCCUAUUACGCUAUGAACUACUCCUUUCUCGUCAAGAUGCCUUACGUGCUGCUGAUCGAUUAAGUAAACAAGAGACGGAGAUUUAUCAGUUGCGUCAAUUGUUAGAACAAUUACGUAAUAAUAAUAACAAUAAUAAUGAUAGUAAGAAGAGAAAUCAACAAUCAAUUGAGUUGAAAUUGCAGAAUUCAGAUAACAAUUAUGACACACUGUUGAACACUACUCACGUCAAUGAUGAAAUGAUGAUGACAAUGGGUUGCAGUCAACAUCAAGGCAGUGAUCCUCAACUCUCCAGUGUUAAGCUACAAAAUAACACCCGUGUUGGUGAUGGCGUUAAUAAUAGUUGUUUACAGAAUCCGUCAAAUACUCAUUCAAAAGUUUUACAAAGUGUAACAGCUACAUUUAAAGAGUUGGAUGAUGCAAUGGCAAGAUUAGAACUAGAGCAAAGUGAACUACUCCGUGAACAGGCUAGAAUACGUGCUCGAAUCGCUGCAACACAUCGACAUCAACAUCAACAACAACAACCAAUCACGUCAUGUACACAAUCCACCAUCAAUCCUACUGUCUCAUCUAAGAGUAAAUCUCUUAUACGUCCAAAAUAUUUUCAAUCUUCUAUCCCGAAAAUUUUAAUCGAUUCUGAGAAGAGUCGUGAACUACCUAGUCCUGGGCAUAUGAAUUAUGUCAAUUCACCUCGGACUAAUAUUAGUAAUAAUAAUUAUAUUCAAAAGACUAGUAUAUGUAGUGAAUUAAAAAGCGCGCCAAAAAAAUAA